CGCAGUCGAAGCCGCGAACAUGAACACGGAGAAGGACUUUUCGCCCCUGACGCCCAACAUCGUGAGGGCGCUGAAUGACAAGCUGUACGAGAAGAGGAAAGUCGCAGCCCUAGAAAUUGAAAAGCUGGUGCGGGAAUUCGUCGCUCAGAACAACUCUACGCAGAUCAGGCAUGUGAUCCAGAUUCUGGCCUCGGAAUUUGCCCUCUCCCAGCACCCCCACAGCCGCAAGGGGGGACUCAUUGGACUGGCAGCUUGCUCUAUCGCCCUCGGCAAGGAUUCAGGUCUUUAUCUGAAGGAGCUUAUUGAGCCCGUGCUCACGUGUUUUAACGAUUCAGACAGUCGCUUGCGCUAUUAUGCAUGUGAGGCUCUAUAUAAUAUAGUCAAGGUGGCCAGGGGGGCUGUGCUGCCUCACUUCAAUCUCCUCUUUGAUGGUCUCAGCAAGCUUGCAGCAGAUCCAGAUCCCAAUGUAAAAAGUGGAUCUGAACUCCUAGACAGACUGCUGAAAGACAUAGUGACAGAAAGUAGCAAGUUUGACCUAGUAGCCUUUGUCCCGUUGUUGAGAGAAAGAAUCUACUCCAAUAACCAGUAUGCCAGACAGUUCAUUAUUUCUUGGAUCCAUGUUCUGGAGUCAGUGCCAGACAUCAACCUGUUGGACUACCUUCCCGAGAUCCUGGACGGGCUCUUCCAGAUCCUUGGGGACAACAGCAAGGAGAUCCGCAGGAUGUGCGAGGUGGUGCUGGGAGAGUUUCUCAAGGAGAUUAAGAAGACUCCCUCCAGUGUGAAAUUUGCCGAGAUGGCCAACAUCCUGGUCAUCCACUGCCAGGUUGCAGACGAGACCAAACUGACAAAUGACCUGAUCCAGCUGACGGCCAUGACCUGGAUGAGAGAGUUUAUCCAGCUCGCAGGCAGAGUGGUGCUGCCUUACACCUCUGGCAUCCUAACUGCAGUGCUGCCUUGUCUGUCUUACGAUGACAGGAAGAAGAAUACCAAAGAAGCAGCCAGUGCCUGCAAUCACAGUUUGAUGAAGCUGGUGACGCCUGAGGAUGACGAGGAGGAGACGGAUGAGGAGGAGAAAAACGACAGCACCGUGUCUAAGGAUGACAGUCAACCCAAGACGGAGACCGACAGCAACGAUAUGCUGAAUGCGUCACAGGAAUCUGUCGGUUUGAGUAACAUCAGCUUCUUCACUCCAGCAAAUUGUGACAGGCCUCAGGUAACUCUGGACCUAGACGGUAUCGUCCAGGUGUUGGAUCGCCAUCUCCACGACUCCUCCACGGGCAUGAUGACUCGCAUAGCUGUGCUCAAGUGGCUUUACCACCUCUACAUCAAGACGCCGCGCAAAAUGUUCCGCCAUACAGACAGCUUGUUUCCCAUGCUCCUGAAAACGCUGUCCGACGAGUCCGAUGAGGUGAUACUGAAAGACCUGGAGGUGUUGGCGGAGAUAGCGUCCUCUCCCGCUGGCCAAACAGACCCAGGUGGCUCUUGUGACAACAUUGACAACAAACUGGUGCUGAAGGUCCCAGAUUGCGCCAAGCCAGGACAGCAGCAUAGCUCAAAGGCAGCUGAUUCAUCCCCCUCCACUCCCAGUAUGAAUUCCUACUUUUACAAGUUCAUGAUCAAUCUCCUGAAACGCUUCAGCCUCGAAAGGAAGCUUCUAGAGAAUAGAGGCGCCUUCAUCAUUAGGCAGCUGUGUUUGUUACUUCACGCAGAGAACAUCUUCCACUCCAUGGCUGACAUCUUGCUCAAAGAGGAGGACCUCAAAUUUGCCUCCACUAUGGUUCAGACACUCAACACCAUCCUGCUCACCUCGGCUGAACUUUUCCAGUUGCGCAACCAGCUGAAAGACCUGCACACGCAGGAGAGCUGCACAUUGUUCUGCUGCCUGUAUCGAUCCUGGUGCCACAACCCAGUAGCCACGGUUUCGCUGUGUUUCCUCACGCAGAACUACAAGCACGCCUACGACCUGAUCCAGAAGUUCGGAGAUCUGGAGGUGACUGUGGACUUCCUGAUGGAGGUUGACAAGCUGGUACAGCUUAUCGAAAGCCCUAUUUUCACCUACCUGCGCCUGCAGCUCCUGGAUGUGGAGAACAACCCGUAUCUGAUUAAGGCCCUGUAUGGCCUAUUGAUGUUGCUGCCACAGAGCCAGGCUUUCCAGCUGCUCUCGCACCGCUUGCGAUGUGUCCCUAACCCGGAGCUCAUGAGGACUGUGGAUGAGUCUAAGUACCUGGACUCUAAACAGCAAAUGGCCUCAAAACGUGCCUCUCAGACUCAGAUGGACUACAGCGAACUGCUUCAACACUUUGACCGUGUGCAGAGCAAACACCUGGAGGUACGACACCAGCGCUCCGGGCGUGCCACUGAUCACUCUGACAGGAAGUUGAUGUAAACUUAUUUGGCCACUGGUUCUUGACAACAGAUAGGGGAGUGAGACAAAAAGCAAUAGAGUCAUACUGGAAAAGACUGUGAAGUUGAUAUUAAACCAAAAUGUUUACGGUGAGCCCAGUUACAAACCAAUUCAUAUGUUAUUGUCGAAUCUACUUGCAAAUGAUGAAGAAAAUGUUGUGUAACCUGAGAAACAGACAAGUUCCUGCUUAAAUUGAAGAUUUAGAGCAUGUAUAUAUGUUGUAAAAAUAACUAUAUCACAAAUAUAAGUCAUCCCCUGAAUCCAUCUAAAUUAAAUGUUGAGCCUUAAUGUCAUUUAUCAAGGGAGGAACCGUGUAGAGUUCAUGUUGCAGCUGGGUAUGACCCUGUUAUUACAGCUAUUGCCUUUAGUGCUGCUGAUCAAAAACUUCACUUUUACAUACUUUUAGAUUUUAAUUUUUUCUGUCCUGUAUAUUAAGCUAACACUGCAAGCUUACUGUACACUGUGUGUACAGUGCCUGAUGUCUACUCUUAAAAAGACUUGCACUUUUGUCAUUCCUGUGUGAAAAUUAAUAAAGCGGACCAUGUGAUUAAAA
Molecule: messenger RNA, 2957 nt
Organism: Betta splendens (Siamese fighting fish)
Lineage: Eukaryota; Metazoa; Chordata; Actinopteri; Anabantiformes; Osphronemidae
Gene: vac14
Product: vac14 homolog (S. cerevisiae)
Exons: 1
Coding region: 20-2386 (788 amino acids)
Biological process (GO): phosphatidylinositol biosynthetic process; positive regulation of kinase activity
Cellular component (GO): endosome membrane; PAS complex
Source: RefSeq, a predicted model, not a curated record